AUGCGACAAGGCACUCCCCAGAUGCUCCCUCUGCGCCAAGUAAGCACGGAAGACCACGUUACAGCUGCAGAGCUAACAACGAAGGGCAACGCAGACGUAAUCAAAUUUGCGAAUAUUGGAGGCCAGAGCCGCCCAGUCACUCAGCCACAGCCUCAAGCCCGGAGCGAGGAUGUGGAAACUACACCAGUGACAGGGACUGUCCCGCAGUAUAUCUUACAACUAAUAGGUGAUUUGGAUGAAAUCCGGCUCACGGCAGCGCGGUUUUUCGAGCAUAUCCAUCAGUGGAUGCCCUUUAUCUCGAAGAAGCGGUUUUAUGACUUUUAUCUGCAGCCCUCAUUCCACUCACGGCCCGAUGUUGUUCUUCUCUUAUUGGCAUUAAAGCUAAUCACUACCUUCCCGCCGGCUGGUUCUCGCAGUCCCCGGACGGCCUUAUACAACUCAACUAAACAAUUUUACCUAAAGGUGGAAGGCUCUUUCUCUAUUUUAGUACUACAAGCUGGUAUUCUUGUGGCUCUUUAUGAGCUAGGACACGGGAUCUACCCAGCUGCGUUCUUGUCGAUCGGGACCUGUGCGAGGUAUGCCCAUGCCUUAGGUAUCAAUGUCAGUCGCACGGUGGUGACCAGGAGAGUACUCACUUUGGUGGAGGUUGAAGAGCGACGGAGAGUCUGGUGGGCUAUUGUUAUUUUAGAUCGCUUUGUUAGCAUCGGCUGUCCAGGACGGCCCUUUGCAACUGCAGAUCCAAAAUUGGACGACUUUUUACCGGCCGAUGAUGCCGCGUGGGACCAGGGGAUUGUCAAACCCGAUAAUUUCUCGACUCUCUCGUCUCCAAUGACGGGACAUAUGAGUAAAUUCGCUCUACUAUGCCAAGCCGCCAGGCUGUUGGGCCAAGUUCUCAAUCACCUCUCAACCGAUUUCACUAGUGAAGAUGAUUGGGUACAGCUUGAUCGUACCCUGCAGUCAAUGCUAGUCGCUGCAUUAAAUAUAGACUGCCCGGACUAUGAUCAGAUCACAUUCGUGUACAGCGCCCUAGUCGCUCUAUACACACCCUGGCUAUCAUCGGAUAGAGUUCAAGAAAUCGACACCGAUCGUUCACGCCGCGCGAAGGUUAUACUUCAGCAAAUCACGGACCGUAUUAGCGCGAAUUUGAUCGAGCGACAAUGCUUCUUAGGUCGGGAUCCAGAGGGUAUGUCCCCGUGGGGUCUGUAUUUUGCCUAUCGCAUUUGUGGGGCCCAUAUGCGGACACGCCAUAAAUCACCCCAUGGCCUUGAGGUGGUGAGGAGCCUGCGUGAGGGGUUCAUGGCUAUUGAUGUACGGUGGAAUGUUUCAGGUGUCUAUCUGCAACUAAUGGAGGCCCAGGAAGCUAUUAAUUUGGCAGCGUGA
Molecule: messenger RNA, 1380 nt
Organism: Penicillium expansum
Lineage: Eukaryota; Fungi; Ascomycota; Eurotiomycetes; Eurotiales; Aspergillaceae
Product: fungal specific transcription factor domain-containing protein
Exons: 5
Coding region: 1-1380 (459 amino acids)
Biological process (GO): DNA-templated transcription
Cellular component (GO): nucleus
Molecular function (GO): zinc ion binding; DNA binding
Source: RefSeq, a predicted model, not a curated record